AUGAACGAAGAGGCGGAGAAAGUUAUCGUCCAGCCGAGAGAAACGGUCGUUCCCCUUCUCGGGGGUAUGAAAUUCGUCACCGUCGUUCGCCACCACGAACCCGAAGCCCUCCUCGACCACGAGCCGACACGUGGGUACCGUCAUCAAAUAGAGGGUAUGGGCGCCUACGAAGUCGGUCACCACCACCAUACCGGCGCCGUUCACGUACUCCUCCGGGGAGAAACUUUGGUCCACCUCCCUAUGAAAGACGACGAUCCCCACCAAGAAGAUUCUCGCCCAGAAGAGAUGAAAGGGUCAGAUCACCGCCCCAAAAAUGGCGCUCGAAAUCGCCCUACAGUGAUGGCAGAUCACGCAACGCAUCCCGUGCUCGCAACAGCCCAAGACGAAUACGCGAUACAACUCCCAGCAGCCAAGCCUUCCGACCCGCGAGACGAGAUGGCCCUGCUAGCUUCCUCGCCGAGAAUACAGCCAGAAGUGGCGUUGCCACAGAGUCCAAUUCAUGCCUCACAUCGAGGCCAUCCUCGUGAUGCGGCGAAACGAGAUCGGACUUUGUCGCCAUCAAGACAUGUUUCACCUACACAAGCCUUGGCCUCACAACCCACCCUGAUAUCUCGACGUUCAUCGCCAGUUGUAGAAAAGCCCGUUGUGGUUUCCCACAGAGCUCGUAGUCGGUCGCCGAUUCGCUCUCCGGUACUCUUCCAAAGUUCGUCCAAACCCCCAGGUCGAUCUCCUUACCGGGAUCAGAUCUACGAUACGGAGCAACAGCGGCCAGAUCAUGAGGACCGAAUAUCGGUUGGCAAUCAUUCGCCUUUUUCGAUUCCAGAGAGAGCACAUUUGGAACCGCAGACAAGCGGGAGCAGGGUUGGUGGCAACAUCCCAACUCAACCGAAAAACCACAGUGCAAGCCCACUUCCGCUGCCGCCAUCAGGACCUUAUCAGGGACCGAGGCCGCCAUCUAAUCAGCAUCGCGGUCCUCCGCAUGUCUCUUUACUAUCAGCGCCGACUCGUCCUCGCCGCGGACCUGGCCCACGUGAGGCUUGGACGGGGUCUCCGACGGUACGCCGCGGGCCUGUUGCACCUUCGCAAACCCCACCAGCAGGUCCUCGCGCUUCUUUUUCAUCUCCCGUACCAGGUGGCAGUUACCGACAUCCGACUUCCCGGCAACCCAGCACUCCAUCUGUAACUCAACCAUUAGCUCAGAGGGGGAUCAACCAUCUUGCGGGGCUAUGUACUAUCAUACCGGAAGGUCGGAGUCUUCCGUCGCUUCUAGAUCCUGCCGUGGAGAAGCGAUUGGCUCAGCUUGAUGUCGACAAAGAAAAACUCCUCGAGCAGAUCGCGGAGACACAGAGGUCUAAGCGAGCAGAACUUCGAGACUGGAAUCGACUCGAUCGCGAAAGCUCAAUAUGCGCUCUUAAGAGCGAGCUAGCUGAAGGCCAUCUCCAGCGAAUGGCCGAUGAGAGCAUUGGGGGCGGAAACUUGUUCUAG
This is a messenger RNA of Penicillium samsonianum, 1485 nucleotides long. RefSeq lists its product as uncharacterized. The transcript has 2 exons. The record is from RefSeq and is a predicted model, not a curated record. NCBI's taxonomy places the organism in Eukaryota, Fungi, Ascomycota, Eurotiomycetes, Eurotiales, Aspergillaceae. The coding region runs from base 1 to 1485 and encodes 494 amino acids.